GGGAGGGGAGGGGCGAGAGCGAAUCGGGGACCCACGAGGCUCAGCCGCCCGCCCGCUGGUGAUCCUUCGAAAAGAAAAGUUGCCCUCAGACCUCCUCCAGCUUGGCACUUCCUUCCCCUGGCGCUGCUGUUGAGGUGGAGUCGGGCGGGGAGGAGCCGGGCAGGAGCCGGGCAGAGACCUGCAAGGUCUCCGGGGACAGGCCGGCUCCCCUACCUCGGUACUCAGCACAGGUGUCGCCCCGGGUCUGCGUCCUCAGGUCCAGGCACAAACUUUCUGGAUUGUCUGUCCCGGGACAUUUGUCGGGCAAGUCCCACACCACGCGGGUAAGAGGCGCCACGGCCAGGGAGACAGUCCUGGUAGCUGUCCUCAGCUGAGGCUGCGUCUCGCUCGGCUCCGUCUCGCUCGGCUCCGUCUCACAUGGCCUGCUCCACCUGUAGCUGUGACAAAGCUCCCUCUGCCUGGCCCUUACAAAGAUUCAUGUGACUGCAUUUAGGUCUACUUGGAUAAUCCAAGAUUCUGAAAGUCUUGGAGUUCCUAGCAGUGCCAAGUGCUGGAGAAGUUUUUCUGCUCCUCUGUCUGUUAGAGGGAAGUGCGCAAGGACAACCCAGCAGGAGGGUGAGGAGCGCAGUCACAGGUUUUGGAAGGUGACAAUGAAAUGCGAAGACGUUACAUUUCUAAUGUGAUACUUGAAAGUUAGUGACCGCUUACAAAAUUUUCGUGAAAAUUAAAUAUGACUUAGCAGCGCUGAUUUAUGAAGUUUUAUGAUGUCAUCGGUCGCGACUGAAAGCAAACCCCAGCAGGCCGUGAGCCUGCAGGGGGUUGACCCGGAAACAUGCAUGAUUGUGUUUAAGAACCACUGGGCGCAGGUUGUGAAGAUCUUAGAGAAGCAUGACCCCUUGAAGAACACCCAGGCGAAAUACGGGUCCAUCCCUCCGGACGAGGCCAGCGCGGUGCAGAACUAUGUGGAACACAUGCUCUUCUUGUUGAUCGAAGAGCAAGCCAAGGAUGCCGCCAUGGGGCCAAUUCUGGAAUUUGUGGUCUCCGAGAACAUUAUGGAGAAACUCUUCCUUUGGAGCUUGAGGCGGGAGUUUACCGAUGACACUAAAAUGGAACAGCUAAAGAUGUACGAGAUGCUGGUCACCCAGUCGCACCAGCCGCUGCUGCACCAUAAGCCCAUUCUGAAGCCCCUGAUGAUGUUGCUGAGCUCUUGUUCGGGGACGGCCACCCCUGCCGUGGAGGAGAAGCUGGUCGUCCUGCUCAACCAGCUCUGUUCCAUCCUUGCCAAAGACCCGUCCAUUCUGGAACUCUUCUUCCACACGAGUGAGGACCAAGGGGCGGCCAACUUCCUCAUCUUCUCCCUUCUGAUUCCCUUCAUUCACCGAGAGGGGACAGUAGGGCAGCAGGCCCGGGAUGCGUUGCUUUUCAUCAUGUCUCUCUCUGCUGAGAACAGCGUGGUGGCCCGUCACAUCGUGGAGAACACGUACUUUUGUCCAGUGCUCGCCACCGGACUCAGUGGUCUCUACUCUUCCCUGCCCACAAAGCUGGAAGAGAAAGGCGAGGAGUGGCACUGCCUUCUCAGAGACGACUGGCUCCUCCUCCCUUCCCUCGUGCAGUUCAUGAACUCCCUGGAGUUCUGCAAUGCCGUCAUCCAGGUGGCUCAUCCCUUGAUUCGUAAUCAGCUUGUCAGUUAUAUUUACAACGGGUUCUUGGUCCCUGUCUUGGCUCCUGCUCUCCAUAAGGUGACUGUGGAGGAAGUCAUGACCACAACUGCGUAUCUGGACCUUUUCCUGCGCAGCAUCUCUGAGCCGGCACUGCUUGAGAUCUUCCUCCGCUUCAUCCUGCUGCACCAGCACGAGAACGUCCACAUCCUGGACACUCUCACGAGUCGGAUCAACACCCCCUUUCGCCUCUGUGUGGUGUCCCUGGCCUUAUUUAGAACUCUCAUCGGUUUGCACUGUGAAGAUGUGAUGUUACAACUAGUUCUGAGGUAUCUGAUCCCCUGCAACCACAUGAUGCUGAGUCAGAGGUGGGCUGUGAAGGAGCGGGACUGUUACUCUGUGUCUGCGGCCAAGCUGCUCGCCCUGACCCCGGUCUGCUGCUCCAGUGGGAUCACCCUGACGCUCGGGAACCAGGAGAGGGAUUAUAUUCUCUGGUCAAAGUGCACGCACGAUAGUUCAGGGCCCCUGGAGCAGCCGCUCCCUGAGACACCCCCUCCGUCGGCCUGCAUCGUGGAGUGCGGCAAAGCCCUGGACAUCAGCUACCUGCAGUACCUCUGGGAGGCCCACGCCAACAUCCUCCAGUGCAUGCGGGACUGCCGCGCCUGGUCCGCGCUCUACGACGGGGACUCGCCCGACGCGGAGAUGUUCCUGCAGACUCUGGCAGAGGACCGCGCUCCCAGCCCCACCUCCCCCGCGGGCAGGCCCCCGCAGCAGCCCCCCAGGCAGACGGGGGCCGUGCUGGUGGCUCCGAGGAAGGACAAGAGCCAGACGGACCUGGAGUGGGACGACAGCUACGACACUGGGAUCUCCUCGGGGGCGGACGUGGGCUCCCCCGGGCCCUACGAUGAUCUGGAGGGUUCUGGCCAGCCGAUGCCGGCGGAUCCCCCCAAACACAUCCAGGAGAUGAAGAAGAACGCCAUCCUCCGCUUCAAAGGGACCUACAUCGAAGAGUCGGACUUUCAGGACGACGUGAUGGUGUACCGGCUGUGUGCGGAGAAGGACUCUGAGGACGCCACGGGUUCACAGGAGGAGCCGGCGGGGCCCCCGGCCCAAGGCCGGACCGAGGUCCAGAGCCCCCCGCUGAACAACGGUCCCCUGCCCAGCCCUCAGCCCCAAACAGAUUCAGAGGAAGAGCCGGACAGGGACGGCUCAGACAUGUUUCCGAGCGUGUCCCAGGAGCCACGGUGGGAGCGGUGUCCCGAAGGAGCCCCAGAACCACACGCAGAGCCAGCACCCCCUGUCUCCGAGGCAGGGCACCAUUCAGACCUGAUGGUGGUGGACCCCGAGGGUGAAGAUUUCAUUGCCCAGUACGACCAAAUCAUUAAGGAACUGGAUUCUGGCACUGAGGGCUUGAUGGGACAGAACUUGUCUCCACCUGAUCCCUUGCUCCUCACGAAUGAGCAAGAGGGGAAGGAAGACCGCAGGGGCGAAGAGGAGGAGGAGGAGGAGGAGGGAAAGAGGGAGCUGGAAGAGGAGGAGGAGGAGGAGGACUUCGACUCUUUUAUAGCGGACGCCCCUGCCGCAGAGGCCGUGCCGUCCCCCUUCGGGGUGAGAGAGGAGACUGACUUUGCCAGUCACCGCCCCGCGAGGACUCAGAGCAUCCCGUUCACAGGCCCCUUCAUCAGCGUGGUGCUGUCCAAGCUGGAGAACAUGCUGGAGAACUCCCUGCACGUCAACCUGCUGCUCAUCGGGAUCAUCACGCAGCUGGCCAGCUACCCCCAGCCGCUGCUGCGCUCCUUCCUGCUCAACACCAACAUGGUCUUCCAGCCCAGCGUCCGCUCCCUCUACCAGGUCCUCGCGUCUGUGAAAAACAAGAUUGAACAGUUGGCAUCUGUGGAGAGAGACUUCCCGGGACUCCUCAUACAAGCCCAGAAAUACCUGCUCUUCCGCGUGGACGUGUCCGAUGAGACACCGGAGUCACUCACCAAAGAUCCCAUUCAGGAUGCCUCCAGGACAGGGACUGGCAAGAGCCUUCUGGAUGGUCCGCCCAGAGUGCUUCAGCCCUUCCUGGCCACCAGAGCCAAGGCGGCCGGGGUGCCCCCGAGCCUGCCCCUACCGGUGAGGAACGCCAUGCUGGCUGCUGCCCUCUUCCCGGAGUUCCUGAAGGAGCUGGCCGCCCUGGCCCAAGAACACUCUAUCCUCUGCUACCAGAUCCUGGGCGACUUUGAGGACUCCUAUUGUUAGCAUUUUUGUGUUUAAAUAGAGGUACUUUUUUUUUAAGGUUUAGUGUCUUGACUGAAUGUUAAAUGUGAAGCUGCUUACAAAAACUUCUACUUUGAUAUUUCCUGACAAUACUUGAUUUUUGGGGAGGGGGGUUUUCUCUGUACCUCCUCUCUCUCUAGCCGGGUCUUCCCGCCCUGCGGUAUGUAGACCGUAAGUCUCGUAAGCCGGUUGCUCCUUUGGCGGGUUUUCUCUGCUCCGUCUUUCCUCCUCAAAUUUUGGGUGGUUAUUCUCCCAUCCCUUUGAGUCAACUCAUGUUGCUGCGUAGAUCAAACCCAGCAAACAUGAGGGGGGGGGUUCAGUGAUUUCUGGAAGCACCCCGUGUCAGACGGUCGGCUCUUCAGUGAAGAGCACGUGAAGAAAGCAUGUCCGUCCCUGCUGCCUCCUGCUUCCGUUUUGUAAAAGGGAAGAGUCUCGAAGGAGCUUCCGCUGCCUCCAUCACGUAAGGGCGUAUCAUGUGACCCUUCGCAUUUUACACCCAGGACUCACGUUCUGCCCAACAUGCAUUGCCUUACGGUGCAGGCACAUGUGCUGGUCUCGGCGGUGCGCCUGGGAAGUCAGAUGUGGUUGGAGAGAACGUGCAAUGCCGGGAAAUUGUCUUGUUGCUGGAGAGCUGGCUUUACUCGGUGGAGCACUACCUAAACACUGAAAGUAGCCUUAUUUUCCUAAGAUUUGCACAAAAUGAAACAUACCUAUGCAAGCUGUUUCUUUGGUGUUUAGGAGACUGCUUGGAAGAAAGCAUGCUAUCUAUAAGAUGGGCAUCAUUAUUUCUCAAGUGCUGUACGAAAAACAUUGAUUUGUGAAGCUGUUUCAUAGAGUAGUUCUGUGUGUAUGUGGUGGUGGGAGAAUACGGAGGGGAAAGGAUAAAGGUAAACUAAACGCAGCCUCGAAAAUCACUGGUGAUCAGUUUAAAUUUUGUUUGCUUUUCCUAACGAGUUGCACUUUGUAGAGGAGCAGGAACUGGACGGCCAGGCUGGGAACUGGGAUGUACAUGCAAACGGGUCGCAGGGAGCCCUGCAAAGCCAAGUAGUGCCUGCUGGUGACGGGCUCCACACAGAGCCGCCACCGCUUUCGCCUCCCGAGCGAUGGGCUUGGGGAGAAGGCCCCGGGGUGAUGCGCUAGUGCCUCUCUGCUGCUUUUCAGCCCAGCCGCUCCAGUUACACGCAGAGCCCCAGUCUCCUAAGCCUCUGCCAAGGGGGGAGACACGAAAUAACUGUGGGCUGAAAAGGAGACUGUAGACAACUGGUGUUUAUGGGUAGUCAGUUCUACCCCCCUCUGCUUUGGGCAGGUGAGAAGCACCUACAAGGAUGAACCUCCUUGUUCAGAGGGAAGUUUGAAGUCCCAGUGGCGGCGGCCGGGGUGGGGGUGGUGGUAG
Messenger RNA from Phyllostomus hastatus (greater spear-nosed bat), 5313 nucleotides. It is a transcript of the gene FHIP1A, whose product is annotated as FHF complex subunit HOOK interacting protein 1A. The transcript has 14 exons. Lineage: Eukaryota; Metazoa; Chordata; Mammalia; Chiroptera; Phyllostomidae. The coding region runs from base 762 to 3902 and encodes 1046 amino acids. The record is from RefSeq and is a predicted model, not a curated record.